AUGGGCGACAUGGAUUACCGGGUGGUCAACAUCGGGGUGCAGGGGGCAGUGCGACCCGGCUCCGAGUUGCGAGUCGCGGAACUUUACUUGACGCUGAAGAAAUGGUUUAAACAUUGGAAAGUCUUGUAUUAUCCGGAUUUAUCCCCGUACUUGACGAUGAUGCGCAGUUUGCCACGCGACCCGUGUGUGAGCGGGCCCAAGUUACCGUCGACGAUCACAAAUACGUUGCGGCCAGUGCAGCUGGCGGUGUACGAGACGUUGGCUAAGGAGGCGGCGGAGGACGCGCAGUACGCGCAGAUCCUCGCACAGGCGGGUGCGCCCCCCAAUUCACCGGUCGGAACGGUUCCGGAGGCGGACACCUUUCUGCAUAGCACCGGCCGCGCGGCCGUGUACCUCGUGAACCCCACCUCGCUCGCCAUACACCGUGUCCAAGAGGAGCACGAAAUGUAUGCAGCCUGGGGCUUCAUCCUACCCCUGCUUACCUGCUUCCUAGAAGAAGGAGAACCUACGCUCUACGCCACCCUCAUCCAACCAUGA
Gregarina niphandrodes is the source of this 537-nucleotide messenger RNA. RefSeq lists its product as hypothetical. The coding region runs from base 1 to 537 and encodes 178 amino acids. The record is from RefSeq and is a predicted model, not a curated record. The transcript has 2 exons. Lineage: Eukaryota; Apicomplexa; Conoidasida; Eugregarinorida; Gregarinidae.